Morone saxatilis (striped sea-bass) is the source of this 7673-nucleotide messenger RNA. RefSeq lists its product as uncharacterized. The record is from RefSeq and is a predicted model, not a curated record. Gene Ontology annotation, cellular component: cytosol. Lineage: Eukaryota; Metazoa; Chordata; Actinopteri; Moronidae. Gene Ontology annotation, molecular function: phosphatidylinositol-3-phosphate binding; phosphatidylinositol-3,5-bisphosphate binding; protein binding.
CCUGUGUGUAGUAACCCAGAGCAGUAGAGCUCUCAGCUAGACAUGGCGGCGGAUCCUAAGCCGGACUGGCUCUCCUGCCUUCCCUCUUCUUGGAGUUAUGGGGUGACUCGGGAUGGACGCAUAUUCUUCAUCAACGAAGAAGCAAAGAGUACAACCUGGUUGCAUCCUGUUACUGGAGAGGCUGUAAUCACGGGGCACAGAAAAACUCCAGAUUUACCAACAGGAUGGGAGGAAGGAUACACAUUCGAGGGAGCUCGCUGCUUCAUCAAUCACAAUGAGCGAAAGGUGACCUGUAAGCACCCGGUGUCAGGCAUCCCCUCCCAGGACAACUGCAUCUUUGUCGUAAAUGAACACAUGAAUUGUGGAAAGCUUGUCCACCCUGACAAGCCCCUAGAGGCUCUCUCCAGGCCAGCUCCUAAGGCUUCAUCAGAGCAGGGCAGCAGCAGUGACAAGAAGGAACGUCCCAUGAGCACCAUGAGCGAGGCAUCGAACUACACAGGGGGGUCAGACUACAGCACCUUCCCCGGCAGCCCAGCCACCACCGUCACUACCGCCACCACGACGUCCACUUCAUCUACACGGCCCUCUAGAUCUUCCAAAAAAGUUCACAACUUUGGAAAGAGGUCCAACUCCAUCAAGAGGAACCCCAAUGCCCCUGUGGUCAAGAGCAACUGGCUUUACAAACAGGACAGCACAGGCAUGAAGCUGUGGAAGAAGAGGUGGUUUGUUCUGUCCGACAUGUGCCUCUUCUACUACCGCGAUGAGAAAGAGGAUAGCAUCCUGGGAAGUAUCCUGUUGCCCAGCUUUCACAUCUCCAUGUUGUCGGUGGAUGACCACAUCAGCAGGAAAUACGCCUUCAAGGCCACCCACCCCAACAUGCGGACGUAUUAUUUCUGCACUGACACAGCCAAAGAGAUGGAGUGCUGGAUGAAAGUCAUGACUGAUGCUGCCCUUGUCCACUCUGAACCAGUCAGAAGACUAGACAAGUUGAAAGUGGACCAGCGGACUUCUCAGGAGCUGAACAACUUACUAAACCACAGAGUCCUAACCCGGCCCGAGAUCCAGAACAAUGAACGCAACCGUGAGCCUGUGCGACAACACUCCCUAUCUCGAGCUGACGACAAACGGCAAAAAGACGCUGAGAAACACAACGGCCAGAGGGAGCGUGAGUACUACACCUUGCAGAGAGAUGGGGAGAGGUACUCUCUGAAGAAAGAUGGUGUGAGCUACACGCUUCAGAAGGACGGGGAGAGGUAUCUCCUCCACAAGGAUGGAGAGAAGUACCUGCUGCGAAAGGACGGGGAGAAACCCUUACUCCAGAAAGACGGAGAGGUGUGCGCCAUUCACAGGGAUCUGGAGAAGUACGCUGUUCAAAAAGUGGAUGAAAAGUACACAGUGACAGUGACAGAGAACAAAUACGCUCCGUCUAAAGAUGGAGAGAAGUACCUGCUCACAAAGGAUGGAGAAAGAUAUGCACUGCAGAAAGUCGGGGAGAGGCACACGCUCCAGAAAGAAGUACAGAAAUACGUUCCUCAGAAAGAAGUGAAGAGACAGCUGUCGUUAAAGGAGACAGAGAGAUACGGCACAAUGAGGGAGACUGAGAAUAAAUAUGGUACCAUACAAGUUGUGGACAAAUACGGCACUGUGAAGGAAGUGAAGAAAUACAGUACGCUACGUGAAGGUGAUAAAUACGCUCUCAGAGAUGUAGAGAAGUACGCUACGGUCCAUGGCGGGGACAAAUAUGGCUUCCAGAGAGACCUGAGUGCAGAGAGGUCGCUGACUAAAAUCAGCAGCAUCAAGCUGCAGCCAGCUCAGGCCGCUGCCAUCGCAGCUGCAGUGUCUGCAUCUCGCCAGGGUCAGGCCAACCUCAACCUCCAAAAGCCUGCGCAGGUCAACGGCUCGGGGUCCGCGGUAGUGGAGAAGACUGAGGACUGCAGCCCAGCAGAGGUGGAUGCCAGCCUGGCUGGAGGUCUUGGAAGGUCCCCUGCUCCUCCAGUGCAGGAGCCAGAGAGGGGCCUGUCCAGAACCAACUCCAUGCAGCAGCUGGAGCACUGGGUCCGCACACACAGGACGAGAGGACCGGACGAUGACACCAGGAGUGUUACGUCCUACCAGACCUUGCCCAGGAACAUGCCCAGCCACCGCGCUCAGAUUGUGCCCCGCUACCCAGAGGGCUACCGCACUCUGCCCCGCAACAGCAUGAUGAGGCCCGACAGCAUCUGCAGUGUGGCGGGUUCUGUCUACGACCGAGCCCUCCGCCCCGCCUCCACCACCACCACCACCGUUACCACGGCGGAGAAGAGGAGGUCGAUGAGGGACGACACCAUGUGGCAGCUGUAUGAGUGGCAGCAGAGGCAGGCCUUCUCCAGGCAAAGUCUGGCUCAGCCUACAGCUGUGGGUCACUACGGCACCCUGCCCAGCACAAAAACCAUGGGCAACAUCUCUGAACACACCGUGGCGCACUCCAUCCCCACCUCGCCGUCUCACGGCUCCCUGGCUCUCUACAGCACCUUCUCCCCUCCUCGCCAGCAGGUGGCUCACAACCCCAACAGCUCCCACUCUGAGGUCUCCUCCCCCGUCUUCAGGGGGGAUGUGACACUGGACCAUCGGCACAAGGCACACCUAGCAAAGGCUGUUGAGCUCUGCCUGCUGCCGGCGGAGCUUGAUCAGCAGCAGGGUCAGCUCCUCCGGCUGCACAGAGCAACACACAGAGGAGAGAAGAAGAGCCACACUAACGACAUCAACAACACCACCCGCAACGGCGGAGGCCGUGUGGCCUGGCCGGCGCGGAAGUGGGGCCGUGGCCUGCUUCCACUGCUGUCAGGAGAGUCCCAGACUGCCAGCGCUCGGCCUGCCAGCUUCUUCUCCGGGGGGAGUUUUCGAAACAUCAAAAGAGCCAUCCUGGACAGGAUGGGUUUUUCCCUUGAGGAUCACCGCCGCCGGUUCCGGUCCGCCGCCCUGGGACCCUCCGACCGUCCUUUUGUCUAUACGCAGCAGCUGAAGGACGCUGCACCAGGCCGCUGUCUACCCUCUGCCGAGGAUCACCUGGCCGUCCACGAUGGGGACCGGGCUCGAGAGGCGGCCCUCUCACCCAACCCGACCCGUGCCGGCGCCUCGGCAGAAGAACCCCACCCCCACUUACCCCGUCUGAAACUUUUGCCCCGGCUCUCUGCCCGCGGCAUUAACCGAGCCCCUCUGCUUUCUCUCCUUUCCCAGGGUUCCAGCCACUACGGGUGCAGCUCUCCGAGCCCACCAGAGGGUUCCUCGGACCGUCAGGGCAGGAGUGUUGGCGGUGCGGGCAGUCCCGGACAUUUUCCGCAGGGAAGUGCCUCUCAUGGGGUCGGACAGGUGAUCCGGGUUCUGGCCCCCCACCAACACCCUCCCCGCCGGUCCAGGAGGGACAUAAGCGUCCCCGUUCCCUUCCUCUGUCCUCUCCCUCCGUCUCUGCCAAACAUGGCAUCUCUUUUCCUGCUUCUUCUCUUCCUUCUCCUGCGGCUCCUGCAGACUGAUGUUCUUUCCCAUCACCUCCAGAGGAACCUUAUUUACCUGGACAGCCAGACGAAGGAAAAUGAGCCUCUAAUCUUCAUGAUUCACACUAUGAUCGAGAACUCUGCACCGAGGCCGCAACUCUACCAGCAAAUCAGCCCAGACGACUACAAAGACGGCUCCUUUGUCCAGCGCACAGAGGAGGCCGACAUAGACACCAAGCUGAGCAGGCUAUGUGAGCAGGACAAGGCGGUGAGGAUGCAGGAGGAGAAACUGCAGCAGCUACACAGAGAGAAGCACACGCUGGAGACAGCCCUGCUGUCCGCCAGUCAGGAGCUGAGUGAACAGAGCGGCUCCAACGCUGCGGCUGUACAGAGCCUGGUCCAGCAGAGAGACGUGCUGCAGAACGGCCUGCUUAGCACCUGCAGAGAGCUGUCCAGAGUCAGCACUGAGUUGGAGCGCUCCUGGAGGGAGUAUGACAGGUUGGGGGCGGAUGUCACUCUGGCCAAGUCCAACCUGCUGGAGCAGCUGGAGGCCCUGGGCAGCCCACAGACAGAGCCUCCAAGCCAGCGACACAUCCAGAUCCAGAAGGAGCUGUGGAGGAUCCAGGACGUGAUGGAGGCUCUGGCCAAAAACAAACCACAGCGGAGCACAGACAGCACUACGACUCAUCAGAGCGCCCCCCUCACGUGCCCCCCCACCACUCGCACCCUAGCGUCCGCCUGCCUUCCCAUGCGCACCGCCCCGAGGACCGCAAGGCCAGCUCCAGGAACGGAGCACACAGUCAAGCUCCGGACUACCGGCUGUAUAAGAGUGAGCCUGAGCUGACCACAGUGAAGGAGGAAGUGGACGAGGCUAAUGGGGAGGACAAGGACAAGACGGAGACCUCUGCUGAGAGUAAAGAUGUUGCAGCCUCAAAAGCGCCCCCCUGCCCGGUGGGCAUCGUCCCUCCCAGGACCAAAUCUCCCAUGAGCCCUCCCGAGUCCUCCACCAUCGCCUCCUACGUCACCCUGAGGAAGACUAAGAAGCCUGAAUCCAGAUCAGACCGCCCCAGGAGUGCGGUGGAUCAGACGGGUUUUGGGGAGCGAGAGGUGGGCAGAACGAGGAUGAGCGUGGAGGAGCAGCUGGAGAGGAUGAGGAGAAACCAGCAGGCCUCGUCACUCCGAGAGAAGAAGAGAGAAACCCCGUCCCGUUCGCCCUCCUUCAACAAAGAAUUUGUUAUCCUGCAGACGUUCACCUUGGUGAGCAGCGACACGUGAGCGACGUCGACCUCCACAUGCACACCGGCGUCCCGUAAAAAGCCCAAAUGUAGCCAAGCCUGCACCGAGCAUGCUCCACGGCUUCCUGCGUUUACAACUUUGAUACUACUGUUACAUGCCCGCGAGGAGACUGAGAGGACGGCAGCCCUGCUGAGAGCACAGAUGGACUGCCAUCACAUCCAGACACAGAGACAGGCAGAUGUACUGUACCUUUAGCUCCUGUUAGUAUCUGUCCAUACUGAUAUGUCCCUGAGCAAAACACCAACUCUAUGGAGUCACAUUUGUCCCAAAACAUUUCUGCAUAAAAAUAACAUUGUGAAAUGGUUUAGUUGUCUUUAGUCUUGAGAGUUGUAAAAUCUGUCACCAUAUAAGUCAGUUUGUGUGUUGGCAAGAAAACACACAAAAUCACAAUAAGGGGUUAUGAUUCAGGCAUUUUAGGCCGGAACAAUCCCAAAAAAAGCCUGUCAAAUCCUGGAGUUACUGAUAAAGAAGACACACCACAAUCUGCAUAAAAUCUGAGUUUUAAAAAAAGUUAAUUUUUUUAUGCAACAAACCCUUUUCCUCUCCGGCUGUGCAGUAACACGCAGGCACACAAGGUCUAUAAGUGAAGAGGAAGUGGUAGACCAAGGAGUGUCUCGCACAAGAGUCAAAAGAUUUCUGAAACUACUUGACCUACAUGAUAGUCUGUUGUAGGGCUGGUGUCUGUGUGUCUGUUUUGUGUCCUUUCAGAAAGGCAGAGCUUUUUAAAAGUGUUUCUAGAGUUUUUAUUACCUGUGUAUCCAGUAGAGUUUUUAAUCUUUACAGACGGUUGGUUUCCUGAACACAGAUGCUGUUUGGAAGGAACACCAAGCUCCACAUUCACACAAUUGAACAUGUGGUGGCUGCCCAGUACAACCAGUAUGAUCUCUGGGCCAUAGAGCAGCAUAGUUAGGAUGGAGCACAGGAUGCAUUCAGGCACAGCAUAGAGGGUAGGUGAUCCAAAUUUUGCAGAGCUCAUAGCCUGACUCCAUACCACCACCUCCCUGUCUUUGGUGUGUAUUUGCAGUCAGAAUUGACCCUUUCUAAGCCCCGCCCCUUUUUGCUAUGUGCUCCAAUAACAGUUGAGCAAGUCUCGGUCAGAACCUCGGUCAACUUUCUCCUUUCGUUUACUUAGAUAUGCUAUGUAGUAGGCUAAUCUAUGUUGAAAAGACAAGUGCAUUUUAAAGACGGUUGAAAGAUAAAAGUGGAAUUCCCAUCUUAUGUUAGCUAGCUAAUUCACAUCAAUCAUUAGCUAUCUAGUUAGCUAGCAUUUUACUAACAUUAGUUAACAGCUGUAACUAAAUUGAUGUAGAUUAGUUAACUAGCUAGUUAACAAGAGGGGGCCAUAAUUUCAAGGCACGAGCAGGGGGUGGGGGGCAUAUGCACUGAAACAGACGUAUGCCUAUGUUACUGAAGAUGUAGUGAGUAACGAUGCGUAAUCAUGCAUGUGUGUUAGUUUUGCUAAGGCCGCCGCUUACUUCAACCAACUUGUGGCGCGCACACAUUGUGACGUCGUUGAUGAACAAUGGGUGGGAUUAUGUCAAAUCGCAUCGCAGCAGCCGGCAGGAGUGUAGAAGUUUUGAGAAGAAACGCGUACAAUUCCAUAUUUAUUCAUAAAAACAGAAUAUCGGACGGCAGAAGUUACCUGGGGUGGGAUCCCCCUGCCAUAAAAUGCUGAUCACAACAUAGACUUUGAUUAGCUUGCUGUCAAAAACUGUAUUUAUCAAUUUAUCCAGUCAGGGUGAAUAGACGGAAAGGAACUCUGUCCUGUUCUGUCUUCCCCAUCCUUGGGUCAGCCAGCGAACCACAGACCCUAAUUAGGUCUCAUUUAUCUUCUCUUCUCUUCUUCUUUUGUUGUUGUUGCUGUAGUUCAUAUUUUGGUGGUAUAAAUAUAUCAAAUCAAACCAUUUCACAAUCUUGACUGUAUGUACAGCUUGUUUUGGGGGUAUAAUUUAGCUCCAUAGAAACGUGUUGCCAAAUACACACACACACAUCAAUAUACAGACCUUUGAUACCUUACUAAGUAUUGCAGUCAUCUUUAACAUGAUAAUUAUUAGAAUAUUCUACUGAUCUGGAGGAGGGGGUAUUAGCUGUUGCUGGAGGCGAGUGUACAGCUGUAUAUAGGAGCACCUGAUGGGCUGAGUACCAAAACUCGACACACAUGCAGUGCUUUACUUUAACCCCAAAGUGACCGCCAAUGCUCUUGAUUUUAAUUCUUUGUGUUCAGACCGGAGGCUCCUUUAUUGCUCUAUUUUCACAUCUUUUGCACCUGCAACAUAACAGAUUGUCCUUCAUUGGAUAUAUAUAUAUAUAUAUAGAUAUAUAUAAAUAUAUAAAAAGUAUAUAUAUGAACAUAAAGCAGAUUUUUACUUCAACAAGGUGCCACUUCAUGCUGCUGUUUUCUCUUUUUUUUGGGACAGAACUAAGUAUUUUGCAGGAGUUGUGAUUAUUUAUGUGGAGCAGACAGUCUGAAUCUCCUGAUGACACACAGUAUGUGAGCGUUUUGGAUUUUACAGUCUGCUUUUUGUCCCUUUUUAUUUGUUUUGUUUUUUCUCUUUGGUUUACAUUACUUAGAGGAUAUACAGUAAAGAGGCUGAGGAUGCGUCACGGAUGAGACAUUUUGCGUUUGACUCUGUCCUGUAGGUGGUGAUGAAUCGGAGAAUAGCACACGUACGAAGCAAUAAGUAGGACUUUGGAGCUCCAGGAUAUAAAAGACAUUUAAAAGAGAUGUAUAAACUGUAAAAAAAAAAAAAAAAAAAAAAAAAAAAUAGCUUAAUUUAUGUACACACAAAAAAAGAGCGAAUAUUAUAACUAUAAGAGGUUAUUAUUAAUAUUAUUAGGGUCAAUAUGCAAAAAGUUCAUACCCCAUCUGUUUUAUAUCAUGUGAAAUAAAUGUUGAUGUUCUUAAAA